Messenger RNA from Torulaspora delbrueckii, 480 nucleotides. RefSeq names its product Jjj3p (gene JJJ3). The transcript has a single exon. The record is from RefSeq and is a predicted model, not a curated record. Bases 1 to 480 code for a protein of 159 amino acids. Lineage: Eukaryota; Fungi; Ascomycota; Saccharomycetes; Saccharomycetales; Saccharomycetaceae.
AUGAUAUCUUCACAUUACGAAACUCUCGGGCUGAAUAGCGAUUGUUCUUUAGAGGAGAUCAAGAAAGCUUACAAGGAAAAGUUACUCAGUAGUCAUCCCGACAAAAUUGGUGAUGAGUCUUCGAGCGUUGAGGUAAAUAAGAUCCAGGAGGCAUACAAAGUAUUGUGCGAUGUUAACUUACGUGAAAAAUAUGAUGAAUCGUUAAAGAAGCAGUAUAAGCAUCAGGGGUUUCUUGGUAGUGGAGACGGGCUAGAUGAUUAUUCCUUGGAUGAGUUUUAUUUUAAUCCUGCAAUAAUGGAGUAUUGUAUGGAUUGCCCAAGGUGUCACGGGAAGGAUGGAUUUCAUUUUAGUGAAGAAACUCUAGAGGAACACGCACAGGAAAAAUCCAAGGAUGGGUUUCAGGUGUUUGCUCAAUGUUCUGCCUGUAGUCUGUGGCUUAAAGUUAAUUUUGAUCUGGCUGAGGAGUAUGAACAAGUUUAG